UCGUAUCAAACAUGUCAAAGGUAGUAAUCCAAUGUCAGUCCUUUGCCAUCAAUGAUGCGUCCCAGACGGGCCCAUGAGAUCUUCGGCGCUUUGAUGAAAUUUCGAGACUGAGUGAGUCCAGGUAGCUCGUGAAGUGGAUGGACGGGUCGAAGAGGUUCCAGUACCACUAGUAGGUUGUAUGAACCAAACAAAACAGUCCGAAGUUAACAGCAAUGCGAUUGCGCGAGACCUAUGGUUUGAGACAAUUACAUGUCCGCUCUCUCUACAGCAAGAGUCAACCAGCGAGACAUAGAAAUCCAAACCCUUCUCAUUUGAAGAAAAAAUCCCCCUCAAACUCUCAUACAUCGAAACAUUCCUCUACUGUUAAGGACCCUGACAUUUUUGAAUGGAACAAGACCAUUUCUUCUCACAUGCGCAAUGGCCACUGCCAAGCCGCUCUUCAAGUCUUCACCACCAUGCCUCGUCGAAGUUCUGUCUCAUACAAUGCUAUGAUAUCUGGGUACUUAAGAAAUGGAAAAUUUAAUCAUGCAAGGGAACUGUUUGAGAUAAUGCCUGAAAGGGACCUAUUUUCGUGGAAUGUAAUGCUCACCGGCUAUGUUAGGAAUCGGAGACUUGGUUACGCCCGCGAGUUAUUUGACUUGAUGCCUGAAAAGGACGUUGUUUCAUGGAAUGCUAUGUUGUCUGGGUAUGCCCAGAAUGGAUACGUUGAUGAGGCAAGGAAUAUUUUUGAUAGGAUGCCUGAUAAGAAUUCAAUCUCGUGGAAUGGGUUGCUGGCAGCGUAUGUUCACAAUGGAAGACUUCACGAUGCUUGCCAGUUGUUUAAGUCAAAAUCAGACUGGGAUUUAAUUUCUUGGAAUUGUCUGAUGGGUGGGUUUGUAAAGACGAAGAUGUUACGUGAUGCUAGGCAGCUCUUUGACCAAAUGCCUGUUAGAGAUGAAGUUUCCUGGAACACCAUGAUUACAGGUUAUGCUCAACAUGGAGAUUUGUCAGAAGCGAAGAGGCUAUUUGAGGAGUCUCCAAUACGGGAUGUGUUCACAUGGACAGCAAUGGUUUCUGGAUAUGUGCAGAAUGGGAUGCUGGAUGAAGCGAGAAGAACUUUUGAUGAAAUGCCCCAAAAAAAUGAGAUUUCAUACAAUGCAAUGAUUGCAGGUUAUGUGCAAGGCAAGAAAAUCGACGUGGCCAGGGAAUUAUUUGAGGCAAUGCCUUGUCGGAAUAUAAGUUCAUGGAAUACCAUGAUCACUGGAUAUGCUCAGAAUGGUGACAUUGCUCAAGCGAGGAAUUUGUUUGAGAGGAUGCCACAACGUGAUUGUGUGUCAUGGGCUGCUAUUAUAGCUGGUUAUGCUCAAACAGGUCACCAUGAAGAUGUUUUGUACUUGUUUUUAGAGAUGAAACGAGAUGGGGAAACAAUAAAUAGGGCAACCUUUAGUUGUGCUUUGAGCACUUGUGCUGAUCUUUCUGCUUUGGAGUUAGGGAAGCAAGUUCAUGGGCAGACGGUGAAGGCAGGAUUUGAGACAGGGUGCUUUGUGGGGAAUGCACUUCUUGGAAUGUAUUGCAAAUGUGGCAGCAUAGAAGAAGCUUAUGAUGUAUUUACAGGAAUAGAAGAUAAAGAUAUUGUUUCCUGGAACACAAUGUUAGCAGGUUAUGCUAGACAUGGGUUUGGCAAACAGGCCUUAAUGAUAUUUGAGUUACUGAAGACAUCGGGCAUUAAACCCGAUGACAUUACUAUGGUUGGUGUUCUAUCUGCCUGUAGCCAUUCUGGCUUGAUAGACAGGGGAAUGGAAUAUUUUCAUUCGAUGGAAAGGGAUUAUGGUAUAGCAGCUAAUUCAAAACAUUAUACUUGCAUGAUUGAUCUUCUUGGUAGAGCGGGCCGCCUUGAAGAAGCAGAGAAUUUGAUGAAAAACAUGCCUUUUGAGCCUGAUGCUGCUUCAUGGGGAGCUCUACUCGGUGCAAGUAGGAUUUAUGGCAAUACUGAACUGGGUGAAAAAGCUGCCGAGAUGGUUUUCAAGAUGGAGCCUCACAACACAGGAAUGUAUGUCCUCCUUUCAAAUUUGUAUGCAGCUUCAGGUAGAUGGGUUGAUGUUGGUAAGAUGAGACUGAAAAUGAGGGAUAUUGGUGUGAAGAAAGUACCGGGUUAUAGUUGGGUUGAGGUACAAAACAAAAUUCAUACAUUCUCAGUUGGGGAUUGUUUCCACCCAGAAAAAAAUAGAAUCUAUGCCUUCUUAGAAGAGUUAGAUCAAAAAAUGAAGCGUGAGGGGUAUGUUAGUAGAACAAAAUUGGUUCUGCAUGAUGUGGAAGAGGAAGAAAAGGAACAUUUGCUUAAGUAUCACAGUGAGAAAUUAGCUGUAGCAUUUGGAAUUUUGACUGUACCGGCUGGCAGACCAAUACGUGUCAUGAAAAACUUGCGUGUUUGUGAAGACUGUCAUACUGCCAUGAAAUACAUAUCCAAGAUUGUUGGAAGACUGAUUAUCUUAAGGGAUUCUCACCGCUUUCACCACUUCAGUGAGGGAACUUGUUCUUGUGGAGAUUACUGGUAACAGUGAUCAGAUAUGAGAUCAGUAGUCCUUUUCUCUACAUGCAGAUCUGCACCAGUGCAUUAAAGGGCAUAGAAAGUAAGAAGUGGAUUUCACUUCUUCCUUGCCAUUGUGUAAUUAGUGUUCUUGUGAAGGAAUCAAACAAGCUAGAGGAAUAUCAGCUAAUCAGUAUGACUCCAAUCAUUUCAGAAUGACAAAGGAACUAUUUUAAUUGGACACUUUCUUUAUAGCGAGUGAUGGAAGUUGGAUUCUGGGAUCUUUUUUAGUUGUAUUCCAGAAUGCAAAUUAAAGAGGUCUAGAGAAGUUGGACGGAACAGAUAACAUGAAAAGAAUAAAGGAAAGAGGAUGCUAGAUCAUUGCUCUUUGCAAAAACAAGCUUAUAGCCUCUUAUUCCUUGAGACAUCGGAGACAUGAAAGAGUAACUUGCUUUAAGCAAAUACAUCUUAGCUGAUUGGAUAACGAUACAUUUCAUUCUGUUCAAUCAUUCAUGCGGGCUGUGGGUUCUUCACAUUGGGUAAUGAAGAUUACUCCUUUAUUGCGAGAUGUUGUGUAUUGAAAAUUAUAAAGAGCAACAGUAUGAUUAUCAAUAUGGCUCGACGCUCAAAUGCUUCCAACAAUCACUUCUCUUGAUUUGAGCUCAGGAAAUUCACUGAAAUAAUCCACAUUAUAUCAUGUCAAAGAUUAAGUGCCUCUACUCAGAUCAUCAGGUAAGCUGAGCAUACUCUAUUUUCCUUCUUCAUAUAUCUGCUUACAUACGUCAGAUAGCAAUGAGGCUAGCCAAAUAGCAAAACCUAGAAAUCAAAUUGUAGACUUUUUAACCUUCACAAGUUGACUUGUAUCUUGUUAUAUGGCAGAAUUUUGCGAAACCUUCCUUCUGGUUUAUGUUGAAUUGACAAUACUCAAUCGUGAUAUGCUGUGCUCUAUGUCUUGAUUUAAUAUCAUUUUCUUUGUCGAGAUUUGUUUGUAAUAUCUAAAUUCAUAAUUGUAAAGUUCAUUGUUGUCGGAUCUCACAGAUAUAAGUAUAAUUUUUAUAUAUUGUCCUGACAUUACUUUCUAUUGAUUUG
Prosopis cineraria is the source of this 3595-nucleotide messenger RNA. RefSeq names its product pentatricopeptide repeat-containing protein At4g02750. The transcript is spliced from 3 exons. Gene Ontology annotation, biological process: RNA modification. Lineage: Eukaryota; Viridiplantae; Streptophyta; Magnoliopsida; Fabales; Fabaceae. Bases 213 to 2534 code for a protein of 773 amino acids. Gene Ontology annotation, molecular function: zinc ion binding; RNA binding; protein binding. The record is from RefSeq and is a predicted model, not a curated record.